GAUGCACUGAUUGGUCUAUCGAUAUCAAGAAAUAUCAAGUUUUGGUGGGAGAGCCUGUUCGAAUCAAAUGUGCACUCUUUUAUGGUUAUAUCAGAGCAAAUUACUCCCUUGCCCAAAGUGCUGGACUCAGUUUGAUGUGGUACAAAAGUUCUGGUCCUGGAGACUUUGAAGAGCCAAUAGCCUUUGAUGGAAGUAGAAUGAGCAAAGAAGAAGACUCCAUUUGGUUCCGGCCAACAUUGCUACAGGACAGCGGUCUCUAUGCCUGUGUCAUCAGAAACUCCACUUACUGUAUGAAAGUAUCCAUCUCGCUAACAGUUGGUGAAAAUGACACUGGACUCUGCUAUAAUUCCAAGAUGAAGUAUUUUGAAAAAGCUGAACUUAGCAAAAGCAAGGAAAUUUCGUGCCGUGACAUAGAAGAUUUUCUACUGCCAACCAGAGAACCUGAAAUCCUUUGGUACAAGGAGUGCAGGACAAAAACAUGGAGGCCAAGUAUUGUAUUCAAAAGAGAUACUCUGCUUAUAAGAGAAGUCAGAGAAGAUGACAUUGGAAAUUAUACCUGUGAAUUAAAAUAUGGAGGUUUCGUUGUGAGAAGAACUACUGAAUUAACUGUUACAGCCCCUCUGACUGAUAAGCCACCCAAGCUUUUGUAUCCUAUGGAAAGUAAACUGACAAUUCAGGAGACCCAGCUGGGUGACUCUGCUAAUCUAACUUGCAGAGCUUUCUUUGGGUACAGCGGAGAUGUCAGUCCUUUAAUUUACUGGAUGAAAGGAGAAAAGUUUAUUGAAGAUCUGGAUGAAAAUCGAGUUUGGGAAAGUGACAUUAGAAUUCUUAAGGAGCAUCUCGGGGAACAGGAAGUUUCCAUCUCAUUAAUUGUGGACUCUGUAGAAGAAGGUGACUUGGGAAAUUACUCCUGUUAUGUUGAAAAUGGAAAUGGACGUCGACACGCCAGUGUUCUCCUUUAUAAACGAGAGCUAAUGUACACAGUGGAACUUGCUGGAGGGCUUGGUGCUAUUCUCUUGCUGCUUGUAUGUUUGGUGACCAUCUACAAGUGUUACAAGAUAGAAAUCAUGCUCUUCUACAGGAAUCAUUUUGGAGCUGAAGAGCUGGAUGGAGACAAUAAAGAUUAUGAUGCAUACUUAUCAUACACCAAAGUGGAUCCUGACCAGUGGAAUCAAGAGACUGGGGAAGAAGAACGUUUUGCCCUUGAAAUCCUACCUGAUAUGCUUGAAAAGCAUUAUGGAUACAAGUUGUUUAUACCAGAUAGAGAUUUAAUCCCAACUGGAACCUACAUUGAAGAUGUGGCAAGAUGUGUAGAUCAAAGCAAGCGGCUGAUUAUUGUCAUGACCCCAAAUUACGUAGUUAGAAGGGGCUGGAGCAUCUUUGAGCUGGAAACCAGACUUCGAAAUAUGCUUGUGACUGGAGAAAUUAAAGUGAUUCUAAUUGAAUGCAGUGAACUGAGAGGCAUUAUGAACUACCAGGAGGUGGAGGCCCUCAAGCACACCAUCAAGCUUCUGACGGUCAUUAAAUGGCAUGGACCAAAAUGCAACAAGUUGAACUCUAAGUUCUGGAAACGUUUACAGUACGAAAUGCCUUUUAAGAGGAUAGAACCCAUUACACACGAGCAGGCUUUAGAUGUCAGUGAGCAAGGGCCUUUUGGGGAGCUGCAGACUGUCUCGGCCAUUUCCAUGGCCGCGGCCACCUCCACCGCUCUCGCCACUGCCCAUCCAGAUCUCCGUUCUACCUUUCACAACACGUACCAUUCACAAAUGCGUCAGAAACACUACUACCGAAGCUAUGAGUAUGACGUACCUCCUACCGGCACCCUGCCUCUUACCUCCAUAGGCAAUCAGCAUACCUACUGUAACAUCCCUAUGACACUCAUCAACGGGCAGCGGCCACAGACAAAAUCGAGCAGGGAGCAGAAUCCAGAUGAGGCCCACACAAACAGUGCCAUCCUGCCGCUGUUGCCAAGGGAGACCAGUAUAUCCAGUGUGAUUUGGUGACAGAAAAGCAAGGGACAUCCCGUCCCUGGGAGCUUGAGUGGAAUCUGCAGUCCAGUGCCUGGAACUAAAUCCUCGACUGC
Rhinopithecus roxellana (golden snub-nosed monkey) is the source of this 2083-nucleotide messenger RNA. It is a transcript of the gene IL1RAPL1, whose product is annotated as interleukin 1 receptor accessory protein like 1. Bases 135 to 2003 code for a protein of 622 amino acids. The transcript is spliced from 9 exons. The record is from RefSeq and is a predicted model, not a curated record. Gene Ontology annotation, molecular function: interleukin-1 receptor activity. Gene Ontology annotation, biological process: signal transduction; negative regulation of exocytosis. NCBI's taxonomy places the organism in Eukaryota, Metazoa, Chordata, Mammalia, Primates, Cercopithecidae.